This is a messenger RNA of Actinia tenebrosa (Australian red waratah sea anemone), 3221 nucleotides long. RefSeq lists its product as uncharacterized. The record is from RefSeq and is a predicted model, not a curated record. NCBI's taxonomy places the organism in Eukaryota, Metazoa, Cnidaria, Anthozoa, Actiniaria, Actiniidae.
GACCAACCAGACAAGAAAAUUCUAUGAUCUACUCUAAUUCUAAACUCAGCUAAAAAUAUUACCUGCUUCGAUUAGACUUGUACGAGGUGCGUCAGAAAGCAACGUGUAGAAUCUUAAAAGCUUUCGAAAACAAAUAUCCGGUGCUAGAUAUUAUUUUCAACAAAUAUGUGGGAAAAUCCUCGUAGUGACUAUUUUACAUAAUUCAAGCCGAUUCUAAACCUAAAUUUGACAAACAUAUCUUCAGGCCUGGCAGUAUUCUUUUGUCCUCAAUGAACUAAUACUCAUACAGGUCUUUUUAUGAAGUAUCGAUUUUUUGGUAAAAAUUGUCGUGUUUGAGUUGGACGAUGUAGUCUCUACACAAAUUGAUAGUGUAAAAACUGGACAUUCUUUAAUACGAAGGAAUCGCCAAUUGACUCGGCUAAAUUUUUGCCGGCUUCGGCGUCCAUACCAUAAAGAUGAAAUGGCGGACGAUCUUGUCUAUGUUGGUUGUAGCACUUUUGAAAAUUCAAGAGGUCGAAAGCCGAGGAAUGUUCAAAAAUGAAGAAGUUGAUGACGGUGACCGAAAAGAUUUUGAAAUCUGGCAAAGCUUUUCCACAGACAGGCGAGCUAGUUCUACUCAAAAGCAUCAUCCAGAUGUUUCGAAACGCGAACCAUCGGAUUUUAACAACAAUGAAAAAAAUGAAAACACGAAGAAAAAGAAGAUAAGGCAUUGGAACAGAAUGAAGAGAAGCCUUUCUCGAGAUCUGUACAAAAAUUUAGAGGUUGAAUUUGUGGAUUUACCGACGAAUGACCAGAUAACUGAGCUGAAUUCGUACGCUGUCAGGGAGCCCAUCAAAUCAACAACCAACCACAGCCACCUAAUAAGCCUGAUGACAGCAGUCAUGUUGAUAGUGGUACUAGUAAUCUGUCUCCACGCCCCUUGCACAUGUUUGAUGCGCAAACGCCACAAGAAUGACCUAGAAGUCGAUCUCAUUGGCUGUCCUAACCCCACUGCACGUAAAGGAAGGUGUGGAAAGUGCAUAUUUGAUAAGGCGUCCAAGAACUACGCAAGCAGAUACCGUGUCACUACCAAGAGUACUUACUCCUCAUCUAGUGCUACGAAAGAGGAACUGUUUCUUUCUCCUGACUAUCAACCACCUUGGAUGACUGACAGCAGUAAAGGCCCUUCCUCUAACCUACCAAAUCCCAAGAAAUCCAAAUCUAUAGUCCAAGCAAUACUCAAAAGAUCAAGAGAUCGGGACAAAUUUCGCUAUGAAUUCCUUGCCACGAAGUACGGCUACGAUUACCAGCAGUUCGGAAACUCGGGUAAAAGGAGUUCGGUCUACGACGAACAGGACCCGAAUUGGUACAGUCCUGGUGAAUUUUUGAACAACCAAUCCAGCUUUCGUGGUCAGAAAAAUUAUGGAAGUACAGACUUCAACAAAAUCAAUGGUGGUAGUUAUUGUCAGUGGUCACGUGACUCGCGCGGCACGCGUGACUCGGGCAAAUCGAUCAAUCAGAGCGUCGAGGAUAUAAUCAAAUUACAGCCCAAAAGGCGUCAGGUUGUUGAGCUUAAGGACUUUCCUUUAGGUUAUUCGGGAAGUUACGCAGGCGUUGAAAUGAAGAGUAAAGAAAAUGACUUGUUUGAUCCGAUCCAGGACGGUAGACACCCUUGUAAACACGCCGGCAACCCAUCUGCAAUGUCGGAGAGCAAUCUCGAUAUGUACUUCUCAAGAAUGGACAAGAAAAAUCCCAAUAGUCGUUCCGCGGAAGGCGGCGUUAAGUUUGGCCAAGGGCGGGAAAAGCCCCGUGCGACGAGCCCUAAAUCUGGCCCCAAACUGGUUCAAUUUUACCCUACGAGUUUUGAUUACAACACUAAAUUUGUUCAGAAUGAAAGGAAAAGUAAGAGUAUUGGUAAGGAAAAGGAUUGGCUAGGGGAUAGUGAUUUUGAUGAGGAAGUGUCGUCAGAUGAGGUUUUGAGUUUCGACGAAGCGGAUGAAUUUCAACCAAAGCAAGACUUCCUGUACUCACCUCAUAUGCAAGGGUAUCGACCGUGUCAUCAUCAUAAUCAAUAUUAUCCUGGUUAUUAUCCUGCCUUACUCCGUUAUCCCGACGUACCACGUCAUAUCACGCGUCCUCCGAGGGAGUACAAGACAAGAAUGCGCAGAGAUGUUGCGCGAAGUGAAUCGGAGCUUCGAAGAGCCUCAGGGUUGUUCGGUAAUCGUAUGCCACAUGACGGGCAUUCUAGACGAGGGAAUCAUGUUUCUCCAUCAGAUACAAGCCUCGACAGAAUGCAAAUUGAAAACGAGUUAGCGGCAGCUGGGCUGGUGAAGCCAAGAAAGAAGAAAACCAAAGAGUAUAAGAUGACGGUUCGUGAUAAUAGACUUGAACCUCUGGCUGGGAUCAUGUCUCCGAUGCGACCUCUUGAGAAUUCUAAAAACACUAGAGCCUGGGAUAAUACAGCGAACGAUCGGCAGGAUCAAAUCCUGGCACAAAAUACCAUGGAAAAAACAGGGCCAGACCAAAGUUAUGUAGUGAAAUUACCAUCACUGCAGCCAUCAUGCAAGGAAGACCUCGACUCUAAAGUUGCGCAUCCUCAACAUGAUAUAAAUAUAUCAAUAAAAGGAUCUAAAAGAGAACGAAUUGAACCUAACUACGACCACAAUUCUAUAGAAUUUGAUCCUCAUUAUUUAAAGAAUAGUUAUCUCCGAGAUGAACCUGUCAGGGAUACAGACAGUGAAGACGCAACGGAGAAUAUUGCGCCAUAUCUGCCUUCACAUUGCCGAGUUACUACUGGCAAUGAAGGUAAGCCAAGAGAGGAAGGCUUCCCCUCGUCACGCAGCACCACAUUAUAAGCAAAGCGAAAAGCAUUGAGGAUUGCCAUGACAAUCAUACAUAUAAAAAGAAAGAAAAAAGAGAAGAAACUGGGCAAAAAAUGUUUUUUUGGAGUUCAAGUGCGACUGAGGACACAGAAAAAGGAGCGUCACGGAAACUUUGAUAAACUGAAAAAGUUUAGUUUAACUGUAACCGGGAUACCUGUGUUAGGAUUUUUGUUAUCUGACGUGGCGGUCUCUGAUUGGAUAGUUGUUUCGUCAUCAAAAUAGACGAGAAUGUAUUUCCAUCCAUGUGGGUCAAGCAGGGGUACAGAUAGGCAAUGCUUGUUGGGAGCUAUACUGUCUAGAGCACAACAUCGGGCCAGACGGUCUACUACAGUCAAGUCGAGCUGGUGGGGAUGAUUCAUU